Trichoderma citrinoviride is the source of this 1032-nucleotide messenger RNA. RefSeq names its product uroporphyrinogen synthase. Gene Ontology annotation, biological process: heme biosynthetic process. The record is from RefSeq and is a predicted model, not a curated record. The transcript has a single exon. Gene Ontology annotation, cellular component: cytoplasm. The coding region runs from base 1 to 1032 and encodes 343 amino acids. Gene Ontology annotation, molecular function: hydroxymethylbilane synthase activity. Lineage: Eukaryota; Fungi; Ascomycota; Sordariomycetes; Hypocreales; Hypocreaceae.
AUGGCCGAAGAGCAAACACCAGCCCUCGCACAGGGCUCCGCCUCCACCAUCAGGGUCGGCACGCGCAACUCGCCUCUGGCCCUGGCCCAGGCGGACAUCGUCGUCGCCGCGCUGCAGGCCGUGCUGCCGACGCACUCGUUCCCCAUCCACGGCAUGACCACGACCGGCGACCGCGACCAGAGCACGGCGCUGUACAACUUUGGCGGCAAGGGCCUGUGGACGACGCAGCUCGAGGACCGGCUCGCGGCGGACGAGCUCGACAUCAUCGUCCACUCGCUAAAGGACAUGCCCACGACGCUGCCCGACGGCCUGGUCCUCGGCUGCGUCACGCGGCGCGAGGACCCGCGCGACACCCUCGUGCUCAAGAGAUCCCUCGCCGAGCAGCACGGGUGGAAGACGCUCGCCGACCUGCCCGCGGGCAGCGUCAUCGGCACCAGCAGCGUGCGCAGGAUCGCCCAGCUGGCGAGGCGGUACCCGGCCCUGCGCUUCAAGGACCACCGCGGCAACAUCCAGACCCGCCUCAAGAAGCUCGACGACGACCCGGAGCUGACGGGCAUCAUCCUCGCCGCGGCCGGCCUGCAGCGCAUGGGGCUCGACGCCCAUAUCUCGCAGUUCCUCGAGUCGGACAACGGCGGCAUCCUGCACGCCGUGGGACAGGGCGCGCUGGGCAUCGAGUGCCGGGCCGGCGACGACAAGGUGCUGGCCGCGCUGCGCAUGAUUGAGGACAAGGAGGCCGGGCUGGCGACCGCGGUGGAGAGGAGCCUGAUGCGGGCGCUCGAGGGCGGGUGCAGCGUCCCCAUUGGCGUCGAGACCAAGUGGGUGGAGCCGGGCCAGCUGAGGCUGCGGGCGACGGUCGUGUCAGUGCAGGGCACAGAGGGCGUCGACGGCGAGGCCAUUGAGCCCAUUGGCACGCCGGAGCAGGCCGAGCAGUUUGGGAAGCGCAUGGCAGCCGAUCUGGUCAGCCGGGGCGCAAACAAGAUCCUGGACGACAUCAACAAGAACAAGCCUGCGCCACCACCGCCGGCGAAAUGA